Messenger RNA from Pomacea canaliculata, 899 nucleotides. Its product is annotated as NADH dehydrogenase [ubiquinone] 1 alpha subcomplex subunit 7-like. Bases 50 to 361 code for a protein of 103 amino acids. Gene Ontology annotation, biological process: mitochondrial electron transport, NADH to ubiquinone; ATP synthesis coupled electron transport. The record is from RefSeq and is a predicted model, not a curated record. The transcript is spliced from 4 exons. NCBI's taxonomy places the organism in Eukaryota, Metazoa, Mollusca, Gastropoda, Architaenioglossa, Ampullariidae. Gene Ontology annotation, cellular component: mitochondrial inner membrane.
UAUAUUAUCGAUAUACUACUAGUACACAAAUGCAGAAUUGUAGACCAAGAUGGCGGCCCCCAGAGAUUUAACUCCGUUUAUGCAAGUACUAAGGAAUUUAUUACUAGGGAGGAAAGUUAAAAAUCAUCUUCGAUUUGAAGGAAGAAUAGCAGCAAGGACACAGCCACCUCCAAACCUGCCCCCAGGUGUUUCCGACAAGUUGUCAGACAACUAUUACUUUACUCGUGAUGGGCGCAGAGAACUGACACCCCCUGAGAUUGUGUACAAAGCACAGCCGUUACUGACAUCUCAAAAGGAAAAAAUAAAAAUGUUGCCAAAGCCAGUGACUCCAGGCUGCUCGCAUCAAUGGGAUGCAAACUAGCUUGCUGUGUGAAAAUAUUGAAAGUGUAAAAUAAUUAUAAUACAGAUAUUACUGUAUAUUAACAAGCUCCAAAUGCAUAGCAGUUCAGCGCAUGAGCAUAGAACUCUCAUACAUGCAAAAAAGAUCCAUAGUAAAUAUUUUGUGUGAAAAAAAUGUUUUAACAUUUUUUGUGAAAAAAAAAUCAAUAUAUGAAUGUUGUCGCACUUAGGAAAGAUUUUGAGAAUGUACAUAUUGAUGUGUGGAAGCAUAAUUUGAAUAAACUGAGCGCAGUGACAUCAUUAGCUGAAGCUUGGUUACUGCUGUAAUAAUAAACUGAUAACAAGGUUGUUGCCAUGCACCUUCAAGGAGCAUGCACAUGGUACAUAAAACAUCAGUUGUGUCUAAGGUUGCAGUAAGCCUGGACGUGCUACAGGCAUCUGAACUUUUCUUCAAGUCUGUUUUAUAUAACAGUUGAUUUGUUCAAGCAGAUUUGAGGCUAAAAAUGACAAAACAAAUUGUUCCAAUAGUAUCUAAUGAUAAAUAUAAGUUUGAAACUUUA